Molecule: messenger RNA, 2689 nt
Organism: Bursaphelenchus okinawaensis
Lineage: Eukaryota; Metazoa; Nematoda; Chromadorea; Rhabditida; Aphelenchoididae
Source: the annotation of a GenBank genome assembly
AUGAACGAUAUAAUUCGCUACAGCUAUAACAUUGGGAAAGACAAUGAAAAGUAAGUUCAUAACUCUUUUGUAAAAAGAUGCAUCAUAAAUCAAAGUUGUUAUUAGUUAUCACUAAACCUAAAGGAAUGUUUACUUUGCUCGGCCCGUUUUCUUUACAGGUCUAUUUAAAUACUACUCAAUAUGACAUUUUUUUAGAUUCCUUCAAAAACACGACCUAAACGUCACCUAUCAAUACCGUAACUCAGACGGUCAGACUCCAUAUGAACAAUUGAGAGCCAGUUUACAAGAAAUUGAAAGUUUUGAUGACAAGGGGGUUGUGUCUGUUUUGUCACCAAAAUUAUUUAAUAUUCUACCAGAAGGUUCUCUUGAUCCGGAAUCCAAACGAUGGCUGUCACCUAAUAUGUUAAGCUUUCAAGAUGAAGGCAUGAUUCCUAUUCCUAAAUUGUUUAAGGUAAGAUAUACUUUUAUUACCCUACUCUACUCUUCUCUAUCCUACGGUACUUUAGCUACCGUGCUUUACUUCACACUACCCUACCCUAAGCAAAAUGCCAUUUUCAGUGGAGCCAAUCCGAUGACUGUGAAACCCAACGUUGGAUUGAUCUUCUAUUAGACCUGACUGGUGCAUCCAACCUUCUAAAUGGGCAUGUAAAAAAGUUUGACAGACAUAUGAAGGUAGUCAAAGACAAGCUACAUCCACGAAUACAACAACUCCAAAAGAUUGAAGAAGAAAUGGCAGACAUUCGAAGCCUAAUCACUGAUCAUCAACAAGAACAGAUGGCACGGUACGGCUACGCGGAUAUGACUCCAGAACAACUGGAGCUGGCGUACGGUGAGCACGGUGUACAUCCGAUGAACGUGAAUUUGGAAGAAGAGUUCAAAGAGCAAGACUUUUAUUUGGAAAAAGCGAUUCGAAUGUUGGCUGAAUUGACUCCAGAUGAGCUGAUGGAAAUGGCUCAGAAUGAAAAGUUUAAGCAAGAAGAUAGUAUUGUAGAUCAUGGGGAAUACACUAAAGAUUAUAAACAAAGUGGCAGUGGCAAAAAAAAUUCAAAAUUGAACAAUGAACGCCAGAAAAAUGCUUCUACAGAAGAACAUAUUAGAGUCAAAAGAAGACCACCAAUUUUCGAUAUGCGACUACUAGAUCCAUUUGCUUUUGAUCCACGUAUCAAUACCCCAAACUUCUUGGGCAGUUAUAUACUGUCACCGUAUGCUUUCUACCUUACUCUUUUUGCACCGUACGUUUUGGGGGUAAGUAAUUUUUACCCUAGCUUAUCAUUGUCUUACCUUUGCUCUGCUCUUGCAUACUAUCUUAAACAUAAUUUUCGUUGUCUUAACCUACACUAGCUUAACCUUCGCUUUACCCUAACCCUGCCCUAGCUUUUUACUUGCCUUACUUUUGUUUUACUUAUGCUAUACUCUAGUCUUUCUCUAUUCCCAUCUUUACCCUAGUCUCAGUCUCAUCACUUCUAGCCCAUGCCCUAACUAUGCCCUAACAAUAACUCAUGGCAUGCUUUAGCCUUAUCCUAACAUUAACUACUCUCUAGCCCUAUACUAUUCCUUCCCUAACCCUACCAUUUUUAAAUCCUUACUCCGAUCUUAAUCUGGCCUAACUUUACUUUACGUUUACCCUAGCUCUACCUUAACCAUGUUCUAACACUACGCUUGUCAUGCCUUAUCCCUACCUUACAAGGAAGGUACCCGACCUGCAACGCUCAGAUUUCGUUCAAAUUUAUUAAAAGGUCAUGUGAAUGUAAGAUCCUAUGCAAAAUUCUAAGUUGCGGUUUGCGGCCAGAUUUGAGAAAAUUGAGAUAUAAAAGUCGAAUUUCCCGCCAAAUUGGCAUAGUGUUUUAAGCUUAUAACUUUGCCAUUUUUUGAUUUUUUUAUCAUUUUUCUAUGAUAUGCUAAUAGAAAACCUUAAAGUGAACUUACAUUUUUAAAUUUGUAAGCGUAGCUUGACUGGAAAGUCAAAAAAGUGCUUAAAACACAAUGCCAAAUUUGCCAAAUUGGCGGGGAACCCAAAUAUUUGAAAUUUAAAACUCGAAAGCGCCAGCUAAAAUUUUUUUAUGGGUACUGUUGAUAGUACAAGGAAUUCAUAUAAAAAUUUUGAGCUGAUUCUGAGAGUUGCAGGUUGGGUACUUCCCUUGUUAACCUUAUAAACGCCUUACUUUUAAAUAGCAUUGCCCUAGCCAUAUUAUAACCUUUUAUGACUUUAUUUUUCCCUUACCCUAUAACACUUUACUCUACAAUGCCCAUACAAACACUUCUACCCUCACCUAUCCUACCAAACUUUCAGAUGGAUAUGGUAUCACCCCGAGCCCUUGUAGCCAAUAUAUUUUCUCCACAAGCCCUAAUCCUCCGAGUACUAUCUCCAACAGCCCUACAAAUUGCCCUCCUCAACCCGUCUCUCCUAACAGCAUGGAUCAUCGUCCCAGAAGCUCUAAUGGCCAAAAUCUUGGCGCCAAAAGCGCUGGACGGCCGGGUUUUAGCGCCAGAAACGCUGUCUAUAACAGUGUUAAGUCCAGCAGCUGGAGUGUUGAGAGCAUGGUCACCAAACGUUAUGAAUGCGAUGGUCUUGGCACCAUCGUUUUUUACUUAUGGGAUGUUCUCUGGAAAUCGAUACAUUUUCCAAGUAUUGUCACCUGGCUUCUUUGGCAUGGAAAAUCACCCAAUUUUAAUGCCAGAACGAUCAUAA